Bolinopsis microptera is the source of this 2695-nucleotide messenger RNA. Its product is annotated as low-density lipoprotein receptor-related protein 2-like. The coding region runs from base 86 to 2695 and encodes 869 amino acids. Lineage: Eukaryota; Metazoa; Ctenophora; Tentaculata; Lobata; Bolinopsidae. Gene Ontology annotation, cellular component: plasma membrane. The record is from RefSeq and is a predicted model, not a curated record. Gene Ontology annotation, molecular function: protein binding. The transcript is spliced from 2 exons.
GGAGCAAUAAACUGGCUUAGCCGCUAACUAUUUCAGAUCCAGAUACGUGUAAAUACGUGACUGUGAACGGGUUCCUCAAGUUCCAAUGCACGAUAAAAUAUUCGGCUAUCAGUUUAACGUACUGAAGUGUCCCUCUGGAGAUGGUUACUACCAAGCUUUAGACGGAGUCUUUGAUAACCGACAACAGGUGUACUCUAGAGCGUGUCAGAAUGACACAUACCAUUACCAGGUAUGUGGGGUCAUUGAGGACAUCUCUCAGAGGAAAUACGACGCGCAGUUCCUGUGCGCCUAUUACGUGUGCCAGGACCUCCGGUAUAAAAACACGGGAAAAUACAUGAGUGGUAGUCUGUUGGAUCUUUAUAUAAAAUGUAAUGGUCAGGUUGAAUGUGAGGGUGGGGAGGAUGAGUUAGGAUGUGAUGGUAUAACUCCUGAAACCCAAUAUACCUGUUUUAUAUACGGCACCCAGAUACCAAGGAGUAAACUUUGUGACGGUGUUUACGAUUGUCUCGCAGGGGACGAUGAAAACGGUUCGUGUCAUCAUAAAACAGGACUAUUCUGUAAAGAUAGGAAGGGAGAUACAGUGUGGGUCCAUCCUCACUACAUAUGUAUGGAGUGGAAUAUCUGUAGAGAUGGGGAGGAUACCCAGGACUGUGAUAUUCACGAAGGAGGCAGGUGGUGUCAGAGUCGUCCUGGCCUCGAGCAAAGGUACAUCAAACCAUCCCAGAUGUGUUACCACACGCAGGGUAAAGAAGCUCUGGACUACAAAGUCUGUACUGAUGGCAGAGAUCAACUGAACUGCACUAAUGUAGCUCUAACAUGUGAAGUAGAUGGGUAUCCAACUACUAUCUCCAACUACGGGCUCUGUUUAGGUAACCACCAAUGCGCGGAUGGGUUUGAUGACACGUGCACCUUGGCAGAGACGGACUGUUACCUUCACAAACACCAGUUCUGUGAUGGCACUAAGGACUGUGACUACGAAGGAGACGAAAUGGCGGCUAUCUGUGAAGAUGUAACUUCUAACUUCAAGUGUGUGAGAAGAGUGGUGACUAGUACAGCUGCAGAUAAACCCCUUCCUUACUCCUGGUUGUGUGAUGGCAUAGUGGACUGUUCUGAUGGAAGUGAUGAGGAUCUCAGCUUCUGGAAUGUGUGUGGGAGCAAGGAGACUGUGAUCAGGUGUGUCGAGAAAACAGACUCCUGCUCCGAGAUGUUUAGAUGUCCAAGAGUUGACAGAGAGUUCUCAAGACUCCAGAGUUUAUGUGACAGUGUAGAGGAAUGCGCGGGAGAAAACAGAAUAUGCCAGCACAGUCGCGGUAUCAAGGACGUUCUAUCUGUAGCACUAGCUCUUAACAUAACAACAAAACUCUUGUCCUAUCAAUGUCUGCCUGGGAUGCAGGGUACAUGUAGCUUAACUAAACGUCACAAAUCUCCUGAUCAGAAUUUAUACGGGGUAGCUCCUACGAUCCUCAAAUACUCCUCCUCUAAUGUAAAUGUGUCUUGUAAAUUCUACUUCGGAGAGUUGUACGUGUAUCACAGCUGCAAUGACUUGUGUUCAGAUGCCUCAUGCCCACUUUCUUCAUUAUCUUACCACUCCUGCUCUGGUCUUCCAGACAAGGCCAUCACCUUCGCAGAGGACCCCUCAACCCUGCAACAGUACCUAACAGUGGCACACGAACAGGAUGGUAGGUAUGAAAACAAUCUGUUCUCCUGUAAAAACGGAAGGUGCGUGACGUAUGAUAAAGUCUGCAACUUGGCUAACGACUGUGGAGACGGAAGUGAUGAAGAAUCUUGCGUGAACAACUACCAGUGCAACAAGUCAGAGGAGUUCCUGCCUCUUUCUGCGGUUUGUGACGGUAAUGUGGACUGUUUCGACCUGUCAGACGAGUGCAAUGACCACUGCCAACUUCAGAUAAUAGAUCACGUCUUCCUUAAAGUCUGCGCUUGGGUUUUUGGCGUGUUGGCCACCAUCACAAACAUCACCGUGGUCUCCCGAAAAGUGUGGACUCUUCGGGGUGUGGAAACAAAGACCACGUUGUUCAACUCAGUGUUUGUGAUUUGUAUUGGUGUUGGAGACACGAUGGUGGGUCUGUAUCUAGUUGGAUUAUCUGUAGCGGAUACUAUCUACUCCUCAUCUUACUGCUCAGCUAGGUUUGACUGGCUGAACAGUGGUUACUGUACAGCGCUAGGGGUCCUCAGCAGUGCUGGAUCUACUCUAUCACUCCUGUCCAUGGCAUGUCUGAGCAUGUUUAGGAUCCACAGCAUCAGGAACAUCUUUUCGUCCCGUGGGAUAUCCCGGGAAUCUCAAGUUUAUGUUGUUAUAAUUGUUGGUGUGGUCUUUGUUCUUGCUGCUGGGACUGUUUCUAUUCCUGUGUUUGAAGUUUUUGAGGACUACUUCUUAAACGGGAUUUACUAUGGUAAUGUAAAACUUUUCAUCGGAGCACCCUCUAAACAAGACCACAUCAUCAUAUUGGAGCAGUACUACGGUCGACUGAAGGAUUCCAUGGUGACGUGGAAAGUGGUGAGGAGGCUUGUUGAAGAGAUGUUCACAAACGACCAUGGCGGAAUAUCAGGAUCUGACCGGAAGUUCUACGGGAACUCUGGGUUCGCUAGGAAGACGGAUUGCAUCUGGUUGUUCAAACAGGGUUACUGCUCCACAGAUAAAACGACGAAUAAAAAGCCUGGCAGGUUCCGCAAUUGA